AUGUCCACCCCCGCACCCCCUCGAUACCCCGACACCAACCUAUUCAUAACAGGUCACACCCCCAACAGUACCGCAACAUUCUUCACCAAAACCCAGCCCGAAUCCACACCCGUCGGCGACGGCGCACACAUAAACCCCCUCUAUUCCAACCCCACCUCACCCGCCGACAUAACCUCCACCACAAUCGCCGCCCCCGACCUCAUACACGGAACAACAGGCUCCUUCUUCACAACCUACGACAUCCCACCGAACUACAUUGGUCCGCAACACCGCAGCGUCACGGUUGAUCAUGUUGUCGUGCUGAGGGGCACAGUUGUGCUUACGUUGGGGGAUGGGGAGAGGGUGGAGCUGGGUGAGGGAGAUACAGUUGUGCAAAGGGGGACGAUGCAUGCUUGGAGUAAUGAGAGUGGGGAGUGGGCGAGGUUGGUUUCAGUUAUGAUGCCCGCGAAGCCGGUUGUUGCAAGUGGUGGGGAAAAGUUGGGGGCGGUUUGGCCGUUUUGA
Messenger RNA from Aspergillus chevalieri, 501 nucleotides. RefSeq names its product cupin domain-containing protein. The coding region runs from base 1 to 501 and encodes 166 amino acids. The record is from RefSeq and is a predicted model, not a curated record. Lineage: Eukaryota; Fungi; Ascomycota; Eurotiomycetes; Eurotiales; Aspergillaceae. The transcript has a single exon.